Molecule: messenger RNA, 1186 nt
Organism: Boeremia exigua
Lineage: Eukaryota; Fungi; Ascomycota; Dothideomycetes; Pleosporales; Didymellaceae
Exons: 1
Coding region: 148-1002 (284 amino acids)
Source: RefSeq, a predicted model, not a curated record
CCAAUAGAUCAUAAUACGGCAGUCGUUCCUUCAAGAACACGGCAGUCGCUCUUUCAAGAAUACAGCAUUCACUCCUACAAGCUUACUCACACCCCUCUCCUCGCGAUCCGGCCAACCACCAUCCCAUCUCGAAGUUCAGCAUUCGAAAUGCCCACGCAAGCCGUCCCCCCAGCCACUGGCUCAGACGCCAAACCACCACCCACCGCCGCUCUCCCCCACUCCCUCGCAAAGUUCAAGCAGCGCUCUCACGACACCCACCACGCCGUCCACAUCCCCGAACUCACUCUCCGCCUGGCCUUGGACCCCCACCCCGCUCCACCACUACCCACACCCCCACUCCCCACCGACGCCGACGCCGACGCGGACGCCCCGCUCCCGAACCUCCUCAACACCCAGCCCAUCCACGCCGUGUACCUAGGCAACUCGAUGCUCGAGCGCCUCAAAACCACCGGCCUCGGGACGCGCCUCGGGGCCUUGAGCGAGUCGGGCGUAGCCUUCAACGCCGGCGUGGGCGGCGACAAGAACGAGUCCGUGCUGUACCGGCUCGCGCAGGGUCUGGGCAGCGUGCUGAGCGCCGCGCAGGCAAGGGGCGACGGGCGGUGCGAUAUCAAGCUGUGGGUUCUGUGCUCGGGGACGAACAAUCUGCAUGCGAAGCGGGGGCUGAGGGAGGGUGAUGUGGCGAGUUGGAAGGCGUUGCUUGAUGCGUGUUUGGAGAUUGCGCCGCGCUCGGUGGUGUUGGCGUGUGAUGUGUUCUAUCGCAAGGAUAUUGCUGAUGAGGUCACGGAGCGGGCGAACGAGAAGCUGAAGCAGGUUGUUGAGGAGUGCGAGGCGAAGGCGAGGGUGGUGUGGGUUGAAGCGCGGCAGAAGAUCGCGAAGGAGAUGCUGGUUGACCACGUGCAUAUGGACGAGAAGGGGUAUGAAGUCUGGGACGGAGUCUUGUGGCCAUAUGUCGAGGCCGUGCUGGCGAGAGCUGAGACAAGAGAUGAAGGGGAGCUGCAAUAGACAUCCAUAGUAGAGACAUUGUUUUGACGAGGAAAACCUGUGUUCGCCAUUGUACUUCAGCAACGACAGUCUUCACAACUAGCACAAUCAUGAUCAGUCCGAGUCAGUGUCGUGAUAGAGAUAUGAAUAACUUUUCCAAUAAGUAUUAUACAAUCAAUCCGUGAAAACGCUCUAUGCCGCAGAA